Molecule: messenger RNA, 1647 nt
Organism: Perca flavescens (yellow perch)
Lineage: Eukaryota; Metazoa; Chordata; Actinopteri; Perciformes; Percidae
Product: calcium-independent phospholipase A2-gamma
Exons: 8
Coding region: 1-1647 (548 amino acids)
Biological process (GO): arachidonate metabolic process
Cellular component (GO): membrane
Source: RefSeq, a predicted model, not a curated record
AUGUCUCAACUGAAGCAAGACGAACCUAUCAUCCAUGAAACUGGAGGACUUUUCCACAGCAACCGUAAAACCACUAACUUUGGGGAGAACUUCUUCCAAAUGGCCGGUCACAUCAAUCAAUAUUUCAAGGGUCAGAGUGGAUUGGAUGAGGACAAUGAUAGAAAUCUCCUAACGGAGAUGGACCCUAAAUCUGCUACCUCUGAGAGACUGAAGACUGUAUCCUUUAUGGACUGCCUUUGCAACCCCACAAGCGCCAUCCCUGAUUUGCUGAGUGCUUAUCUAAAACUGGGCCCCUUGUCCCAGCCCGGUAAGCUCAAACCGGCUAUGACUUCCCCAGAGGCAAUGCUAAAUAGAAAGGUUGUCUUGAGUCGGAGGCAGGCAGAGGAAAUGACACAAGGGUUGAUUGGCACUCUGUCACAGGCUUCCUCUCCAGAAGCUCUGACUGCCUGCGUGGAGGCACUCAAUGAACACCUUAUCCAUUACCCAUCAUGCAAAGCUUUAAUGUGGCAGGAGAAAACCGCGGUCACAUUGUUAAGAAAGCGAAGAACCUGCAGAGAUAACCAGGUGCUUCAGAGCGCCUUAAGAGAAAGCUUUGCUUUAAUUGGCUACGUGGAUCCAGUCAAAGGCCGUGGCAUUAGAGUGCUCUCAAUUGAUGGUGGUGGCACAAGAGGUGUGGUGCCUUUGCAGGUAUUAAAGCUACUGGAAGCUGAGACAGGCAAGAAAAUCCACCAGCUGUUUGACUACAUCUGUGGAGUGAGCACAGGUGCCGUCCUAGCCUACAUGCUGGGCCUGGCCCAUUUUUCUCUGGAAGAGUGUGCAGACAUGUAUCGUCGUUUUGGCUCCGAAGUGUUUCGGCAGAACCCGCUGGUUGGUACCGUAAAGAUGGGCUGGAGUCACUCUUACUAUAGCACUGACACCUGGGAGACAAUACUACGAGAAAAGCUGGGAAAUAGAGUACUUAUCAAAACAGCCAGGGAUGAGUUGACUCCUAAGGUUUCAGCAGUCAGCGCAGUGGUAAACUGGGGUACCACUCCAAAAGCCUUUGUCUUCCGCAACUACAACCACAAACCAGGCUCUCUCAGCCGCUACGCCGGAGGCUCAGUCUGCCAGAUGUGGCAGGCAGUGCGAGCAUCAUCGGCUGCCCCAGGAUACUUCCAGGAGUUCCCCUUACAAAGUGACAUUCACCAGGAUGGAGGAAUUAUCCUAAACAAUCCCUGUGCCUUGGCUGUCCAUGAGAGCCGUCUAUUGUGGCCCAACCAGCCCUUCCAGUGUGUGCUGUCCCUUGGCACCGGUCGCUAUGACAAUGCAAAGAGGGGACCUGCCACCUCCACCAGCCUGAGGGCCAAAAUCAGCACCCUGAUCAACAGUGCUACAGACACUGAAGGGGUCCACACCCUUUUGGAUGAUCUGUUGCCUCCAGACGUGUACUUCCGCUUCAACCCCAUGUUGAGUGCUGUGGUGUCCCUGGAUGAGAGCCGUCCACGGGCCAUGGACCAGCUGCAGAGAGACACCCAGAACUACCUGGAGAGAAACCGGCCCAAACUGGCCAGGCUCUGUUUGGUGCUUGGGGCGGAGCGCUCAGCUGCAAGCAGAACUAAGGACUGGAUGAGUGAGAGGGCCUGGGAGAUGAAGCAGAGAUGGGUGUGA